ACCAGAGCCAAAUUGUAUGCGUGCAUGAUUAAAAAUGGAAUUGGCAAAUAGUAGGAUAUAUGACUUUGGUAUAAACGAAAAUUAUGAUGGAAGUGAAGGAGAGGAUGAAGAGGAUGAAUUCCCAGGAGAAUUGGAAUUCUCAUUGAACUUCGAUAGUUUGGCGACACCAUUCAUGGGUAAGGAUGGUGAAUUUGAUAGUGGACUUGGACUUAAUGACACCAUUACACUUGACGAAAAUCAAUUUGCAGUUUUGGACGGCAUUAACGGUGGAGUCAAGUUUGGAUCGGAGUUGAAUGAAAAGAAUUUUUUGGAUGGCGACAGUGGCUUACAUGCAAUUACGAAGGACUCUAAGGAUCAAUUAGAUGGUGGAAAAAUAGAUUGGAAAACUAACGAUGGUCCUGAAAGUAAUACAUUAACGAAAAUUUUCUCUGAAAAGUUUGAGCCAAGCAAAACCGAACCUCAACUCAUAAAGAACAAUGGUGUAACGAGCCGUGAAGAGUCCAAUGCGCUUACUGAACAACCCAUGAGCUUAGAAGAUUUGAAGUUCUUAUACAAAAAAGAUUUGUUAACGGAACGUCGAAAGUCGGCGUCCCUCAUGAGCAGCUCUAGGAAAGAAUCUGGAACUUACGCAGAGAAAGAUACUAUUGUAUCAGAUACUGCCGAAAGCUUUGUAACUUCGGAGGAUGAAGACGAAGUUGCUGAAGAAGACCUGGUCAGUGCAUCCUGGGUCGAUAAUCUCGACAUUGAUAUGGCAUCUUUCAACAUUCAUCACAACCAGGCAUAUAUUCCUGAUCAUGAUAACUUGGAUGAACGUUCAGAUGAUGAAUUUCUUCUUGGUCUUUUAAGUUCUGACUCGAGCGUUGAAAAUUUGAACGAUGAUGAACACGAUGAUGUUGAUCUCAUUGGGUGGGAAUGUUUUUUCGAUGAUUCUUCUGAUGAGUUGGAUCCAGUAAAUCGGAAUUCCCGUAGCCAAGCAUACCGUCGUCAUUCCUUUUCUACAAGUCGUCCUCAAGAAGAUGAUGGCGACACUACGGAUGAGGAAGUACCUCAACUGCGUGAACCCAAGCUUGGCAGGUCUGUUUCUUUGCAAGAAACCCCUUUUAAUUCUUCUGCAAUGCUCGACCCUCUGGCUCCUGCUUUCUCCGCCUCCCCCUUAUCCAAGAUUUCUUCCUUUCCUAAUCCUGUAGAUGCGGGAUUGGAACUCUCGCAAUCUAAGCCUACUUCCCCCAUAGAGACUUCCGUUCAUUCUGAGAAUCCUAGUAGUGAUGGACCUGUUCUCGCUAGCUUCGCUGACUCGUCCCCUGCUAUCAUGCUUGAAUCAAACAGCGUUCCCUCGUUUGCGCUAGAUCCGAAAUUGAACUUUUCUCAACCUAAACCUCCUGUUUUAGGUACUUGGGAUAGAGAACCAAACCAUUUGGUUGGCUUUAUUGACGGAAAGCAUUCCCACUCUCUUUAUGAAGAUAAGUUUAACGCAUCUAAAAAAGGUGAUGUGGAGACCACUAUUCCUACGCAAUCUUCAAAUAAGGCAUCGAAUACUGAAGAACCAUCUUUGGAUGAUAUCCUUGAUACAUCGCUUCUACAAGCUGCUACGACUAAUAAUGAUACGAAACCCGAGGAAUCUGUAACUAGCCAAGAGGAUCAUCUUCUAAACCGCUGGGAGAAAAUCCCUAUCGGUACUUUUAGACGAAAUCAAUAUAUUAAAUCAAUGGCUCGUAAGGACGAACUUAUUCGAGAUGAAUGGUGUACUUUGGCUAUUAAGUCACGCGAAAAGCGCAGACAUAAGCAACGUUCUGCCACCCUUAACAAUGUUAGUUCGAUUGCUGCAAAGCCAAAGCAUUCUCGUAAAGCUCGUCGUGCGCUUAAAAAGAAGGCAAAGAAAAUUACAUAUCGACAAUUACAUUCGGACUUUCAAAGCACUUUAGAAGACGAUCGAACUGACGGCUCUUAUUUUGAUAACGAUUAUGAAACUGUUGGUUUGGGUCUUGGUCCGGAGUUAUCUCCUCUAUUUGAAGUUCUGGAAUCUACUGGGUAUUAAACUUAAUUUUGGGUUAUUUUGGGUUAUUUACUUAAUACAUAUGUUUCUUUUUUACUAAGGAACUUUUAUCUGUAAAAGUUGCUUAGUAAUGCAACUGCUGUUUUAACUUAUAGGUUGACUUGAGGUACAACAAUGCGCAUGCGAAUGAAAUACUCUUAAUCUCUUUGUCCUGCUCAUUGAUGUUUCCGGUUCUUCUUUGGAAUAAAAGAUGAAAGGAAAGCUACCAAGUUGUCUAUUUGCAGCCUGAUUUGUCUUAUUUUAUUGUUUAGUUUGUUAUUUUUUCUCUAUUAUCGUGGUCUGGCUGGUUUAACUAUAUUUAAUGCUUAUGAAAAUAUGCUUAUUUCUGUUUGUUUUUAUCAUUUUUAAGCUUAGUAGAAUGUAUAAACAGAGUUACUAAAACAGGUCCUUUAAAUUAUCUAAUAUAAUUUAUGUUUUCUUUCCGUGUUCAUUCAU
Schizosaccharomyces octosporus yFS286 is the source of this 2488-nucleotide messenger RNA. RefSeq names its product TOR signaling pathway transcriptional corepressor Crf1. Gene Ontology annotation, molecular function: transcription coregulator activity. The record is from RefSeq and is a predicted model, not a curated record. NCBI's taxonomy places the organism in Eukaryota, Fungi, Ascomycota, Schizosaccharomycetes, Schizosaccharomycetales, Schizosaccharomycetaceae. Gene Ontology annotation, biological process: regulation of ribosomal protein gene transcription by RNA polymerase II. Bases 35 to 2035 code for a protein of 666 amino acids. The transcript has a single exon.